Mesoplodon densirostris (Blainville's beaked whale) is the source of this 3902-nucleotide messenger RNA. It is a transcript of the gene EPHA2, whose product is annotated as EPH receptor A2. The coding region runs from base 143 to 3070 and encodes 975 amino acids. The transcript has 17 exons. The record is from RefSeq and is a predicted model, not a curated record. Gene Ontology annotation, biological process: cell surface receptor protein tyrosine kinase signaling pathway; axon guidance; protein phosphorylation. Lineage: Eukaryota; Metazoa; Chordata; Mammalia; Artiodactyla; Ziphiidae. Gene Ontology annotation, molecular function: ATP binding; transmembrane-ephrin receptor activity; protein binding. Gene Ontology annotation, cellular component: neuron projection; plasma membrane.
GAGCCGGUUCUCACUCAACUUCCAUUAAGCACUCGGGGCAGAAGUUACGCGCAGGCGGCAGGAGGUAGCCGGACAUCGAGGCCUGCGCGCGGGCGUGCGGGAGCCGGGCACGGAGAACCGGGCUGAGAGCAAGGAGCGCGGCAUGGAGCGUCUGGCACCCCGCGCCUGCCUCGCCCUGCUGUGGGGCUGCCUGCUGGCCGCGGCUGCCGCGGCGCAGGGCAAGGAAGUCGUCCUGUUGGACUUUGCUGCAGCUAAAGGGGAACUCGGCUGGCUCACACACCCAUAUGGCAAAGGGUGGGACCUCAUGCAGAACAUCAUGGACGACAUGCCCAUCUACAUGUACUCCGUGUGCAACGUGGUGGCUGGCGACCAGGACAACUGGCUCCGCACCAACUGGGUAUACCGCGGUGAGGCCGAGCGCAUCUUCAUCGAGCUCAAGUUCACCGUGCGUGACUGCAAUAGCUUCCCUGGGGGCGCCAGCUCCUGCAAGGAAACCUUCAACCUCUACUACGCCGAGUCUGACGUGGACUAUGGCACUAACUUCCAGAAGCGCCAGUUCACCAAGAUCGACACUAUUGCGCCUGACGAGAUCACGGUCAGCAGCGACUUCGAAGCACGCCACGUGAAGCUGAACGUGGAAGAACGCUCCGUGGGGCCGCUCAGCCGCAAGGGCUUCUACCUGGCCUUUCAGGACAUUGGUGCCUGCGUGGCGCUGCUCUCUGUGCGCGUCUACUACAAGAAGUGUCCCGAGCUGCUGCAGGGGCUGGCCCACUUCCCCGAGACCAUUGCGGGCUCCGACGCGCCCUCCCUGGCCACCGUGGCUGGCACCUGCGUGGACCACGCUGUGGUGCCGCCCGGGGGUGAAGAGCCCCGCAUGCACUGUGCAGUGGAUGGCGAGUGGCUGGUGCCCAUCGGCCAGUGCCUGUGCCACGCAGGCUACGAGAAGGUGGAGGACGCCUGCCAGGCCUGCUCGCCGGGAUUCUUCAAGUCCGAGGCCUCCGAGAGCCCCUGUCUGGAGUGCCCCCCAAACACCCUGCCAUCCUCCGAGGGGGCCACCGCCUGCGAGUGUGAGGAAGGCUAUUUCCGGGCCCCGCAGGACCCACUGUCACUGCCCUGCACACGCCCGCCCUCCGCCCCGUACUACCUCACGGCUGUGGGCAUGGGCGCCAAAGUGGAGCUGCGCUGGACGCCCCCCCAGGACAAUGGGGGCCGUGAGGACAUCACCUACAGUGUCACCUGCGAGCAGUGCUGGCCCGAGUCAGGCGAGUGCGGUCCCUGCGAGGCCAGCGUGCGCUACUCGGAGCCACCGCACGGGCUGACCCGCACCAGCGUGACAGUCAGCGACCUGGAGCCCCAUAUGAACUACACCUUCACCGUAGAGGCCCGCAACGGCGUCUCGGACCUGGUGACCAGCCGCAGCUUCCUCACGGCCAGCGUCAGCAUCAACCAGACAGAACCCCCCAAGGUGAAGCUGGACGACCGCAGCACCACCUCGCUGAGCGUCUCUUGGAGCAUCCCUCCGCCGCAGCAGAGCCGCGUGUGGAAGUACGAGGUCACCUACCGCAAGAAGGGGGACUCCAACAGCUACAACGUGCGCCGCACUGAAGGCUUCUCCGUAACCCUGGAUGACCUGGCUCCAGACACCAUCUACCUGGUCCAGGUGCAGGCACUGACGCAGGAGGGCCAGGGUGCUGGCAGCAAGGUGCACGAGUUCCAGACACUGUCCACAGAAGGAUCUAGCAACAUGGCAGUGAUUGGUGGUUUGGCCGUUGGUGUGGUCUUGCUUCUGGUGCUGGCAGGAAUUGGCUUCUUCAUCCUCCGCAGGAGGAAGAGCCUGCGGACGCGCCAGUCCUCGGAAGACGUUUACUUUUCCAAGUCAGAACAACUGAAGCCCCUGAAGACAUACGUGGACCCACACACAUACGAGGACCCCAACCAGGCCGUGCUCAAGUUCACCACCGAGAUCCAUCCGUCCUAUGUCACACGGCAGAAGGUGAUCGGAGCAGGAGAGUUUGGGGAGGUGUACAAGGGCACGCUGAAGGUGCCGGGCAAGAAGGAGGUACCCGUGGCCAUCAAGACGCUGAAAGCCGGCUACACCGAGAAGCAGCGGGUGGACUUCCUCAGCGAGGCCAGCAUCAUGGGCCAGUUCAGCCACCACAACAUCAUCCGCCUGGAAGGCGUUGUCUCCAAGUACAAGCCCAUGAUGAUCAUCACCGAAUACAUGGAGAACGGGGCUCUGGACAAGUUCCUUCGGGAGAAGGAUGGCGAGUUCAGCGUGCUGCAGCUGGUGGGCAUGCUGCGGGGCAUUGCGGCCGGCAUGAAGUAUCUGGCCAACAUGAACUACGUCCACCGCGACCUGGCUGCCCGCAACAUCCUCGUCAACAGCAACCUGGUCUGCAAGGUGUCUGACUUCGGCCUGUCCCGUGUGCUGGAGGAUGACCCCGAGGCCACCUACACCACCAGUGGUGGCAAGAUCCCGAUCCGCUGGACGGCUCCGGAGGCCAUCUCCUACCGCAAGUUCACCUCCGCCAGCGACGUAUGGAGCUAUGGCAUCGUCAUGUGGGAGGUGAUGACAUACGGCGAGCGGCCCUACUGGGAGCUGUCGAACCACGAGGUGAUGAAGGCCAUUAAUGAUGGCUUCCGGCUUCCCACACCCAUGGACUGCCCCUCCGCCAUCUACCAGCUCAUGAUGCAGUGCUGGCAGCAGGAGCGCGCCCGCCGCCCCAAGUUCGCCGACAUUGUCAGCAUCCUGGACAAGCUCAUCCGAGCCCCCGAAUCCCUCAAGACCCUGGCUGACUUUGACCCCCGGGUGUCCAUCCGGCUGCCCAGCACCAGCGGCUCCGAGGGUGUGCCCUUCCGCACGGUGUCCGAGUGGCUGGAAUCCAUCAAGAUGCAGCAGUACACUGAGCACUUCCUGGCGGCCGGCUACACGGCCAUCGAGAAGGUGGUACAGAUGACCAAUGAUGACAUCAAGAGGAUCGGGGUGCGGCUGCCCGGCCACCAGAAGCGCAUUGCCUACAGCCUGCUGGGCCUCAAGGACCAGGUGAACACAGUGGGGAUCCCCAUCUGAGCCCUGACAGACCUCGUGACCCCCUCAGCUAAGAAUACUUGAAGAAACAGACUGGCUUUCCUGCCAGCUCCAUGCUGGGCCACCAGGGACCUUAUUUAUUUCUAGUCUUUCUUUAUUGAUGCCACCCUGAGGGCUCUGCUGGGGGGUCUUGGACGAUACCUUGGCCUGAGCUGAGGAGAUGCUCAGGAACCUUGGGCAGGGGGGCCUCUUCACCUACAAAGGACAGACAGCCAAGCACUUAGCAGUCACCAUCGUGUUCCCAGCAUCCCCUGGGGCAGGAGCCCUGCCAAGGCCUUUGGACACACACGUGGGACAUUGCUAAACUGACCUCCCCUUCGCCGUCUCAGGAGGUGGGGCAGUCAGCCUGCAGUGGUCACAGGAGCAGGGUAUCUCACGAGAAGAGGACAAACAGCAGUCAGCUGGGCAAGACCCACAGUGGUUCUCCCGUCCCUCUAGUGCCUUCCUCAGCCCCCCAGGCCCCAUCCUCAGCCCCCACGGGCCAAACUCUUGCUUCCUCGGGGCCCUCACAGGAUGCUUGGUUGUGUGGAGGGUUGUUUUUUUUUUUUUUUAAUAUAUAUUUUGUACUUUGUGGAGAGAAUGUGUGUGUGACAGGGGCCCAGCUAGGACUGGGGGCAGACAACGGCCUGUGUCAGACAUUCCCAGGCUGGGGGCUGGCCCAUCCGGCCUCUCACCCCUUUAGACAACAUUUUCUACUCUGUCAGUAUUAAUGAUUUUGUUCUGUUGCGUAUUUUUUUCGAACCUUAAUUUAUUAUUAUUUUUUUUAUAUUUAUUGUUAGGAAAUGACUUAUUUCUGCUCUGAAAUAAAGUUGCA